Amphibalanus amphitrite is the source of this 3358-nucleotide messenger RNA. RefSeq names its product trichohyalin-like. Gene Ontology annotation, cellular component: Golgi apparatus. Lineage: Eukaryota; Metazoa; Arthropoda; Thecostraca; Balanomorpha; Balanidae. Gene Ontology annotation, molecular function: small GTPase binding. Gene Ontology annotation, biological process: Golgi organization; endoplasmic reticulum to Golgi vesicle-mediated transport. The coding region runs from base 1 to 2442 and encodes 813 amino acids. The transcript is spliced from 9 exons. The record is from RefSeq and is a predicted model, not a curated record.
AUGGGACAGAUGAGGUAUCCCAGAAGCUCGGCGCCUCUGACGUGUUUCUCAUGGCCUCCCGACCUGCAGGAGCCCCGUUCCGCCCCAGCUGCCGGCGGACAGACGGCGGAGGAGCCGGGGUCGGAGGUGGAGCAGCUGCGCCGGCAGCUGGCCGCCGUCGCCUCUGAGCGCCGGCUGGAGAAGGCGAUGGCGGCGGCUGCGCUGCAGCUGCAGCUGGAGCGGGUCCGCUCGCUGCAGGCCAGCGUGCAGACCGUCUCCGAGCAGCUGCGCCGCGGUCAGACCGAGCUGGCAGAGUGCCGAGCCGAGCGGGACCGCCUGCUGCUGCAGCAGCGCCGACCGUCCGCGUCCCUCGAGUCACAGGCCGCGGCGUCCAGCACCGAGGGUGUCGAGGUGAUCCCCGAGCCUGCUUCACACUCCGAGUCCCGCGAGGACCUCCUGCAGGGCUCCGAAAGCCCCGGUCAGAGCUCCGAGAGCCCCGGUGUCGACCUGGCCACCUGGCUGGGCUCGAUGCCGCGACUGCGCUCCGAGAGUCUGGACUUCCCGGCAGCCGGCCUCUCACACGGCCUGGGUCAGGAGCAGGAGGGUCAGGAGAUGGAUGAGCGACACCAGGAGUUGGAUCAGACCGCCGUCGAGCUGAGGAGAUCGCCACUGACAGCCAGUCCCGCUGCUCUGACGGCGGCAGGCCCGAUGUCGGUGUCGUUAGCCCGCUGUGACAGUCUGGUCGUCCCUCCGACGGCCGAUAACAGUGACUGGGAGACGUGGUCCGAGCCGGACCGGAGCGUCAGCCGGGCCCGGAUCGGACUGGAGAGGAGCUCGCUGGAGCCGCCGCCGGCCGAGGCCACCACCGACACCGACACCCGAACAGGCCGCUCCGUCCGCCGGCACUCCUCCACCGAGCUGCGGGAACUGGAGGGUCGGAUCGAGGGUCUGCGACACGUGCGGGACGGCCUCUGGGCAGAGGUGGCCAUCUGCCAGAAACUGGUCACCGGCGCCGGAGCCACCUCCCAACAACAGGCUGUGACGGUGCCGGUGGCGGUGCUGGAGGACGUCCAGCAGCUCCACCGGCGACUGGAGGAAGCCGUGGCCGCCAGCGGCCGGCUCUGCGGACGGAGGGAGGCCGAGCGGAGGUCCCCGCCGCCGCCCGAGCUGACGCUGGCGCUCACGAUCACUCAGGAGCAGCUGGCGGAGAGCACUCAGCAGCUGUCGGCUGCGCAGCAGCGCGCUCAGCGGCUGCGCAGCCGGCUGCAGCUGACGCGCGACCGGCUGCAGCUGGUCGAGCACGAGCGUCAGCAGCUGCAGCAGCAGCGGGACGAGGCCGCCCAACAGCUCAGCAGGCUCUCAGAGCGCCUCGAGCAGACGGAGGCGGAGCGGGCCCGGCUGGCCGAGGCGGCGCGCCGCCAGCCGGACCGCCCAGACGGCGGCGCGCUGCGGCGGCUCCAGCUGCAGCUGCAGCGGUCCGAGCAGCGCCAGCAGGAGCUGGAGCAGCUGGUGCGACAGCUGUCGGCCCAGCUGCACCAGCUGCCGGCGGCCGGCGGCGGCGCGGCGGCUGCCGAGCAGCGCGUGCGGCACGCCGAACAGCAGCUGCUCCAGCUGGGCAGACAGCGGCUGCGCGUGCAGACCGAGAUCGCCCGGCUGCGCAGCCGCGCGCGCCUGCUGCACAGCCGGCAGAGUGUGCACGAGAGCCAGCGGGCCGAGGCAGAGGCCGAGGAGGCGGCGGCGGCGGUGGCGGAGGCGGCGGGUCAGUCUGACUACAGUCACUACUAUCAACAGCACCAGCAACAACAACUGCAGCAGCAGUCUCAGCAGCGGCGGAGGAGAAGGAACAGCAACACACCAGCCCCGGAGGAGAGCCGGCUGGUCAGGGAACUCACAGAACAACUGGAAAAGGCGCGAGCUCAGAUCGAUAAAAUGCGCGCCAACGCCCACGACUAUGACGAGGCGGGCCACUCGUGUCCAGAGUCGACACGCAGCUGUGAGCUGCCGCUGGCGCCCUCCUCCCCGGGCGGGCCGCGGCUCAGCAGCCACUCCGAGUCGGACCCGCUCGAGCCGCUGCGAACCAGCUGCGGCCAGCCGGCCUACUCGUCGCCGGACCUGGGGAUCGAGUCGGACUGCCAGCGCUGCUCCUCACGGACCUCCAGCACCACGGUUCUGUCGCAGCGGCUGAGCGUUACCGAACGGACGCCGCUGCCGUCUGGAGGCGAAGCUACUCCCGUGGCGGGGGCGGGGGCGGGGGCGGGGGCGGGGGCGGCGGAUCCGGGCGCCCUCGCCUCCACGCGCGCCGCCCUGCACGAGGCGCUGUCUCGCCUCAGCUGGAGCGAUUACAGCAAGACUGCUCCGAGCGCCGCCUGUCGGGGCGUUGGACAAUCUCAGCUUCUGUCCCCGCGCACCAGGGGAGGUCUGCGCCGGCCGGUCGCUGGGGCAGUCAGUCCUGCCGCGAGGUGAUAGACAAGAAAAUGAGGGGGAGGGGGUCAUUUUGACGGAGAUCUCGGGGGAGGUGGGAUGGAGACGGACAUGUGCCAAAUGAGCGGCUACGGUUGCCGCCAGCUGAAUGGUAGCGUCUUCCUGUUCAGUGAUAUCGUGCGGUCGUGGUGAGGUCAAACGUGUUGCAUUCGUUUCCAUUGUUCGCUGUGGGUAUUGACUAUGUCAGAAUGGGAUAAAGUGUGUCUCAUAUUCCACAUGUUCCGUCUGAGAGUGGAUUGUGUUGUCGAUCACAUAUAAGGUGCCAAUGUGUGUGUGUAUUUGUGACCGCCUGUGGCCCUGUUCCAAAUGUGAUGACGCAUUUUGAUACAUGUAUUAUUCCUGAAUACCGUCUUUGCACUGGUCACGAUUGAGAAAAUAUGAACAUGAAGUCUCGGUGAGUUGAUGCCAGAUGGUGAGGGGCAUAUUUCGUUAUCAUAUAAUCAUAUAAGAGACUACACAAUUGAGCACAGGUGUCACUAAUGCCCAUAACAUUCAGCAAAAUCACAGGAUAAAACUGUUUUCAAUCACGAUAAAUGUAUUUGUGCAUUACACGAGAAGUGCUUAUGCUCGAUAAUAUUACAUGGGUACACAAUAUUUCCAAUAACAGAUGACCAUCAGCUUGAGAUGAUCUCACAUUGCAGAUCAGGACACGAAAGUCGGAAACUCUCCUACCCAUAACAUCCACACAUGCGUACAAUAAUCUAUCGACAAAGAAAAGCUCGUUUAUCAUGCACAUCACACGGGCAUCGUCAAUCACAUGCCACGACGACCACGGACAAAUAAGAUGUUAUGGGUUUACGAGGGCUGAAAGCUCUGAAGUCAGAAAGGACGGAAGAUAAGUUAACAUUAGGGAGGGGAGAAGGGUAGUUUGAGGAACAGACCAUUGCUCAGUUACAGC